Messenger RNA from Astyanax mexicanus (Mexican tetra), 1722 nucleotides. RefSeq names its product proline rich Gla (G-carboxyglutamic acid) 4 (transmembrane) (gene prrg4). The coding region runs from base 323 to 970 and encodes 215 amino acids. Gene Ontology annotation, molecular function: calcium ion binding. The record is from RefSeq and is a predicted model, not a curated record. Gene Ontology annotation, cellular component: extracellular region. Lineage: Eukaryota; Metazoa; Chordata; Actinopteri; Characiformes; Acestrorhamphidae. The transcript is spliced from 7 exons.
UGCAGUUCUGCUCCAGGCUUCUAGGCUGAGUGACGCACUCCCUCAUGACUCCACCCCUCAGGGACUUUCAUCCAGGUGAGAAGACUCACCUGUACUCGGCGCGCGUGCUCAGGUGCUUCCCCAUAUACAGCCCACACCUCUACACACCGUCAACACACACUCAUACACCAACACACACAAGCUUCCUGGAACGAGAAUGACGACGAAAACAUCAGAAUCGAAACGACAAUGAACAUUAAGACGUUUGGGGAGCCAUUAAACGACAGACAUCGACACCUGGGAGGCUACAUAAGCUGCUGAAGGUGAGCACAGGUGACCAGAAAUGCGUACACACCUGCUAGUGCUGUUUAAUCUCACCUUCUGUGGAUAUUUUCUUCACGCGAGGUUUAUAGAUAUCUCAGAGGAAGACGACGAAAAUGCAGUGUUUGUGGGCGAGGAGGAGGCCAGUAAGUUCUUGGGGAGACACCUGCUGUUAAAUCGAUUUGAUUUUGAAAUGUUCACGCCGGGGAAUCUGGAGCGGGAGUGUGUAGAAGAAGUGUGUAACUAUGAGGAAGCUCGGGAGUUUUUCGAGAAUAUUCCAGAUACAAAUGCUUUCUGGAAGAAGUAUACAGAAGAUCAUACUUCACGGCCCACUAGACUGGACGUGACGGCGCUGCUGGUGGGUCUGAUCGCAGGAGGCGUCGCCCUUAUUAUUGUGGGUCUCCUCAUCUGGUACUCCUGCCAGAAGCGCUGUGGUAAAAGUGAACGGUUUGCAGGGCCUAUCAGGUCGAGGUCCAGGCGCAGUAAUGCGUCAGUGAUCAUCCGGAGACUGGAGGAAGUUUCACUGCAGACCAUCCCAGCCCCGCCUUCUAUAGACGGGUCAGAAGACCACGGCCUCCCCUCCUACGAGCAGGCCGUCGCCCGCACUGGACCCCACGAUGCUCCACCGCCUCCAUAUCCCGGGUCCAGACCAGGCACCCUUCGCAGAUAACAUUGGCGUUCACCACACAUCGUUGGAUUGAGUCCAGUUGUAGCUUAAAAAUGUUUCAGAUUCAUUUCAGAGUAAUUUUUGAGCAGUUUUUGAUAUUAAUUAAGUCUGUAAUGGUUUUACACUAAUGACACUUUCACAAGGUGCCAAUGAUGAAAUGAAGUGUUUCAUUUCGCAGUGACCUACUGAGCCAGGUUGCCAGGUCAUUUCUGCUAGACACUGUUUAACUUAAUUAUUAUGCAUUUCUUAUACUGAAUGCAAAGAUUAGACUACUUUAUUUAUUUGAAGGUUUUUUGAUGAAGGAAAUUGAUUCUUAUGGACCUCAAUCUGCUAAUUGUGACCUACUGAACAAAACCAAAUUUACCUCUUAUUUUAUAUAAAACCUCUGACUACGAUAAUAAGGUUAGGUUUCCUCAUUUAUAAUAGAAUAGUACUGUUGUUUUUUGUUUUUGUUCAUUUCGUCUCCUUAGGUCUUAUUAAAUCUUUUCUGGUUCUCUAAAUCCGCCCAAUUACAGUUUAAUACUCACUCACUCACUCUGUUGUCCUACAGACUCCCUCUAUAAAAUGGAAUAGAUUUAUUUCUUUUGAAGGAUGUAGUUUUGGUUUUAUAAGGCUCUGCUACUUUUUGGACCAUUUCUAUGCCUCAGUGUUGUUGUUGUUGUUUUUUUUAAUCUUUUAAUGUUUUGAUAAGUUUAUGUUUGUGGUAUUGCUUUACUCUAAUUUAAUUAGUAAGAAAUAAACAGCAAAUAAUGUCA